Folsomia candida is the source of this 2310-nucleotide messenger RNA. RefSeq lists its product as uncharacterized. Bases 309 to 2129 code for a protein of 606 amino acids. The record is from RefSeq and is a predicted model, not a curated record. The transcript is spliced from 8 exons. Lineage: Eukaryota; Metazoa; Arthropoda; Collembola; Entomobryomorpha; Isotomidae.
AUGUUAUAAAAUACAGGAAUUUAUUGUCAAUGUCGUUACCAAAUUAAGUUUUGCAAAGUAAAUAUCACGUUACAAACCGUGUGGGUUGUUUUACAAUAUAAUUUUCCUUAAAGUUUGACAGUUCUCAGAUAAAGAAAUAAUAAAGACAAUAUUCAGAAUCAGUAUUACUUAAAAAACUCAGUGACGAACUUUUGCAAGGAUUUUGUGUACAUUUUGUGCUAUUGCAUAUCUCAUACGUAAUCUUGUACUCCCAAAAAGGACAAAAGGGGAGUGUGUUUACGACGACGGCGACGACAAAUUGACAAGCAAUGUCAUCAACAGAACCUUGCUGUUCGUCCACUCUGAGAGAGACGAAGCAGACAAAGUCGUGUUAUCAGAGUACCAGCCCAACCGACAAUGACCUAUCUUGUUCCAUGACCUCUUCCGUCGACAUUGGGGAAAUGACGGGGAUGACGAGUGCAGAAAAGAUGGACAAACUCAUGGCCUAUGGGCGAAAACAGGAUGAAAGAGCAGACAGAAUAAAAAAAGCUCAAAGAUUUUCUCGUAGCCAUCAGCCUUCAACGAUGCCCAAACCGGGUGGACGAGACGGGGAUGGUGCUUAUCAACCCCGACCCGAUUCGCGUAACAACAACAACAAAGAAGACCUCUUGGCCGGCUGUAGUGUUCUCAGCAGUGAUGAUGCGACCAUAAUUCGCGACUCCAUAAUUCCCGAGGAUGGAGCCGAGUGUGCAAACAUAAGUGGAAUUCUCCAAUAUUGCAAACGACGGAUACUCUACCCUUAUUUCAAACUUUUGGGAGUGAUGGGCCUCAAACCGUGGAAUGCAGACUCUCAUGACGACAUGUGCGCCGUUUCACGCGUCCUUAACAAACUUUGGGUUGUCGUCGUCGUCCUGAUGCUGAUUGUUGGUUACACGCUCCAGUUUAUUACAUGCUUUCGCCGCGAUUACGGGUUUGACUACGAACCCGUUUUCCGUGGCCACCAUCUUCGUGACCCUGAACAUGUAGGAUCUUUCAACAACAACGCAUCAAACUUAAUGGAGAUCAGUGAGACCUCGAUUUUUAAUAAUGAGGAGAUUUUGGGGAAUCAUCAUGAGACGCCCAUAACACUGCCUUCUUCCUCAGUGACGACGCCAAAGCCUUUUGGGGUGGAUCCCAAUUUCACCGAUAUAGAAGAAAUAGCUCUAAAGCGAGAGCUGUUAUUUCACAGCAUUUGUACCGGAAAUUCAUUUUAUGUUCAUUUGAUACCCAGUAUUCUUCACGUCACCGCAUUCGGAUACAUGCUCUGCCUCUACUGGUUCAAUUAUGAUGAACAGCUUCAAACGUUGAUGGAGCGAGUUUUCAUCCACGCCACUCAAGCUCACUGUGUUUCCUUUUCUCAGAAGCGAGUGGUAAAGACGCUAAAGUUUUUAGUAUUUUUUGGUGCCGUCUGGCUGAUCUGUUCCGUGAGCUGCGUCGUACUCCAAGUUCUCUUUAGUGAAAUUCGAGUCAAUUUUUGGCCCUCAAUUAAAGAGAAGCAGACCAUAAUCUUGGCUUCGGUAAUGGGAUUUUCUGCCGUUUGGCAAGAUGCAGUCCAAAUCACCGUGAUCAUUAGCUACUGCAUUCACUGUCAUCUCCUCUCAAUCUUCUUGGACUUCAUCCACAACCGUAUCUCGCAACAUUCAAUCACACUCUUGGAAUGUAUCAAGGAAAUUGGAGAAAUUGACAAGCUGCUGAGAUACUUAAAUAAGGAGCUGGCCUGUGGUUUGCUACCUCUCGUCAUAUUGGACACCAUGUUCUCCAUCGGAAGCGUCACUUUUUUACUGGGACGUAAGCCAGGGGCUAAACCGUAUGCCAUACUAACGGCUUGGUGUUCCUGUGCACAGUGGGUUCUCCUAGUCAUUUUGCCACUUUGGCAGGGAGCCAAGCUGAGCAGUUCACUCAAGAAGGCUCGUGAAUUGGGACAUCUUGUUCGCAUGCGACCUUUUGGCUACCAAAACUAUGACCAGCAAGACCUCGACUCGUUUCUCCUGUUUGUGUCCACGUUGAAAAUGGAUGUCCGCGUAAUGAAACUUCCACUGACUUCGACAAACAUCUCCCUUCUCUUUUUCCUCGUCGCCAUUGCAAUUUUCAUGUGGGGAUAUUUCCAGUAAUUUUGUUAAGACACUUGGAUAUUAUACACGUGAAAUUGGUGUUGGACAUAUGUAAUUACUGGGUGUGAAUCUUCCCUUGAUAUUUAUGUUAUGAAAGUGAAAACCAUAGACUGACGGAAUGAAUGAUCUUCAUCGAACGAUUUUUUUGUAAUAAUUGCAAUAAAAAAUACUACGCAAAUGA